AACAGCAAAAUCGUAGGAUUGCUGUAAACGGAAGCCGACACGAACAGACUCACGGCGCGUUGAGAAAUUCCACGCGUGCAGAGAGACCCCUCCCCUCCGUAUUCGAAGCCCCCCGAGAGGCAACGCGAAGGGAAAGAGCCAGACGAGAUGCACGGCCGGGCGUUCGGCACCCUCCUCCGCGGGGGGUCGCGGGACCUGGCAUCCUCCUCCUCCUCGGCGGCGGCGGCGGGCUCGCUCCGGCCGGGGCCGACCACGUGGGCCCAGUACCGCGCCAUAUCGGCCACCCCGAGCCUGCGGUCGUCAUCCGACGACAACGACGGCAGCGACCCCAGCCGGCCCAGCAACCCCCGCGAGCGGGCGCGGGCGGCCGCAGAGUCCCUCGGCGGCCUCAGCGGAGGCAGCGCCCCCGGGCAGUCCCCGCUGUCCGAGCGGAUCAACAGACAGUUCGCGGCCCCGACAAACGUCCGCAGCCUCCCGCGCCGGCCACUGGAGCACCCUGGCGAGAACGCGAGCGGUGGUGGUGUUUUCAGCAUCGGCGGCGACGGCGGCGGCGCCCCCCCGCGUGUGGUCAGCCCACCGAGGUCUAUGCUGUCCCGCGGCGCUCUAGUCAGGCCACCAAGCACGUUGGGCUCCCGUGGCAACAUUGUCAGGGCACCCAGCACCCUCGGUCGGGGAGGAGGCGGCGGACUCAGGGGCGGCAGCGGACCCAGGGGUGGCGGAGCAGGAGGGUUCAUAAGGGCCGAUGGCGGUUUUGGCGGCGGUCACGGCGGCGAUAGUUUUGGCCGUGGUGGUGGUGGUUUUGGCGGCGGUAGUUUUGGCCGUGGUGGUGGUGGUUUUGGCGGCGGCGGUUUUGGCGGCGGCGGUCGCGGUGGAUUUGGUGGGCGUGGCGGGCGCGGUGGUCGCGGUGGUCGCGGUGGACGAGACGGCCGCGGCGGCCGGGGCCGAGACCAGCGGGAAAAGCGCGACGACGAGCACGGCGUGGAUGCCAAGAAGAACCCCGGGCUCGGCGACUCCACCGCGGAGAAGGCGUGGAUGGCGGCGCGCGACCAGGGCGAGGAGCGGUCGUACGUCCCCUCGCUGACGGCCGAGUCGCUGGCCGGCUGGGGCCCCGCGAUGCCCAGCUCGGCGGGCGGCCGCGGCAUGGUCGAGACGGCGAUGCGGUCCAUGCGCAUCCUGGGCGGCGGCCAGCCCUUCGAGCCCGGCUGGAACAACGACCCCGUCGACAACGCCGAGCGCUACGAGGCCGGCAAGCCCGUCUUCUUCGCCGACCCGGCCGAGCGCCAGUGGCUGGUGGAGAACUCGGACCUCGAAGAGGUCCGCGACGCCAGCGAGGAGACGCGGCAGGCCAUUGUCGACGCCGCCCUCCAGGGCAACAUCGCCGCCCCGCCACAGUACGUGCCCCCCGGCGCCGGCAACCCCCUCGCCACCGUCAACAUGUACCUCGCCCGCGAAGCCACCUACGGGUCGGCCCAGGCAAAGGCGUUUGCGGAUAAGUUUGCCUCCCUCCUCCCCGGAGCAGCCAGGGGAGGUGCUAGGGGUGCCACCUCCGCCCAAACGCAGGCUCGUCCUUAAUCCGCAUACCCGGGUGAAUCGAAAGUCCUAGGAUGAUGUACAUAGCUAUGGUAUCUUGAGAGGAAAACGGACCUACGACAGACGCAUCAAGACCCAGUGGUAGCCUGACGCUCGUUUGGACGCGUGAGCAUUUGUCCAUUUAUGUCGUGAGGGAGAGCACCGCAAUCUUACGGGUGGUGGACGAUACCGCUUCUAUUGUACAUUUGUAGAAACAAAGAACCUUUUUUUAACCACCCUG
Gaeumannomyces tritici R3-111a-1 is the source of this 1810-nucleotide messenger RNA. RefSeq lists its product as hypothetical. The transcript has a single exon. Lineage: Eukaryota; Fungi; Ascomycota; Sordariomycetes; Magnaporthales; Magnaporthaceae. The record is from RefSeq and is a predicted model, not a curated record. Bases 148 to 1572 code for a protein of 474 amino acids.